UUAAAGUAAUGCAAUAACUUGCCCUAUGGGUGGCAACCUUAAUUUUCAGAGUGAUCACACGAUGAGUUCCUCAAUCUUCCUCCUAUACUGCCUUCUCAUACUCUCCCUACUUCUCUCUCAACACACAAGCUAUUCUCAAGAUGUGAUGCCAACUCGGAAGUUAGGUAUUUCAGGCAUUGCCCAAGAUCACAUGCACCAUGAAAUCCAGGCAGCAGAUGAGGCAAUGGAAAGUAACCCGGCCAAAGAAGAUUCCAUGGAAGUAAUACUUACCAGCGACGGUUACGUUCCUCCUCGUGAUCUUGUCUACCAUACAGAUUACCAUGGAGUAACAACUCAUCCAACUCCUAAACAUCCCACACCAUAGGCUGCAGUUUUAAUUUUGCUUGGUGAGAGAUAUAUGCAGUUAUGUAUCCUAGUUUUUAUUCAUAUGAAAUGUGAUGCUCACUAUAUGGAAAGAUCAACAAGUUUAGUUUAUAUGCUAAGAUUACAUGAUACAUUUUCA
Messenger RNA from Arachis ipaensis, 502 nucleotides. RefSeq lists its product as uncharacterized. NCBI's taxonomy places the organism in Eukaryota, Viridiplantae, Streptophyta, Magnoliopsida, Fabales, Fabaceae. The record is from RefSeq and is a predicted model, not a curated record.